Staurois parvus is the source of this 316-nucleotide messenger RNA. The record is from the annotation of a GenBank genome assembly. Lineage: Eukaryota; Metazoa; Chordata; Amphibia; Anura; Ranidae.
AUUGUCCGGGGGCCCCAUGAGUUGUCAGUCCACCCCUGGUAUGGAGUAAACCAAUUGCACGGAUAACCCCAUUUUAAUGGUUGAACUGGAUGGACUUUUGUCUUUUUUCCCCAAUGAUCCCCUAUUCUUCUCCCUACUUAUAAAAGCCCCCCCCUUCAGGGACGGACUGACCAUUUGGAAACUCAGGCACUGCCCGAAGGCCCGGGGUCAGUAGGGGGCCCCAUGAGAUGCCCCUGGUACCUUUCUCAUAUGCUUUUUUGAGUUUGGGCAAGGACACAGGGGCCCCAUGAUCCCCUAUUUCCCGGGGGCCCCAUGA